CAUUCUCAAUAGUUUCUCAAAGCCGAGUACAUUCAACGCAUGUGGCCAAAGUACAAGUUCGAGAGACUUGUUGAUUAUAGGAACUCAGCCACAUCAACUCUUCCUAAUUCAAAUAAAAAUCCCUCACUCAACAGAUAAUCCUACGAUUAAAGAGGAAAAGUUGUGCGACUGAGAGACACAGAGUGAGGGAUUUUUUUAUCAGCAUUCUCCAAAUACUUUUCAGUACAUGUUAACUCCCGGCCUGAAACUGUUAAUCUUAUCGGUGAGUGCUAGACUUUUAAUCAUUUGCCUCACUAUCCAUUGUAACAGUCUUAUUGUGAGCUUCAAUAUGAACGGAUUUCACAAGAAGGAAACCAACCCACCGGAUGUUACACCAGUGGUUGCUGAAAAUGAUACUCCAUCAGUGGAAAAUCCAGAAUUUCCCCGAAAUAGAAGGCUAUUCAAGGAUUCCACCGGUGACGUCCUCCGGGAAAUGGCUCUUAAGCGUGUCCAAGAACGUGUGGAGAUUCUACAGAGUGAGAUUAGUCGCGAUGUGGAUCGUCGAUUGGGCAUCAUGGGUGAGCAGCUGAUAAACGAAAUGAAGCGAUUCGACUUAAACAUCACAGAACUUAGAAGUCUCUUCAGGGAUGAGAAACUCAUGUCCAAUCGAAAGGAAUCGGAGAAGAAAAAUGUGCUACCCGAAAAGCAAUUUAUGAACAGGAAUUCCCUGCUAACGGAUCUCUUUGAAGUGAAGCACAUUAAAACUAUAUACAACCUCUUCGUAGUCUUCAUGAUCAUCAUGUUCUUGAACACUGUGGUCGGAGAUUUAGUUGCAGAUGGAAGGAUCAACCUGGGUUUGUCUCCAAUUAAAGUGGGUUUUGGUCGAUUCCAUCUCUCUCUGCUUGUAUGGUGUGGGAUGCAGACGACUGUGACCCUUAUGUACUAUUUCUUCAAGUUCUGGGCUGCUGGUCACUAUGAUCUUCGUACAAAGGAAGAGUACCAAAAACUUUGGAACAAUACUUUCAUAGUGGGAUACCUUUGCUACCUCAUUGCCUUUAUCAGUGGAUCUAUUCGGGCAGUCCUUUACUUUGACUUACCUCCAGCCUCAUCAUUGGCUGCUCUCUUGGAAAUGUGCCGUUUAGCUAUGAAAACUCAUGCUUACGUCAGAUCAAACAUCCCAAAAGUUCUGACAGGAAAGAUCAAGAGUGAUGAAGAUCUAAAGAAACCAGCUCCAGUACUUCCGUCCUUCAAAACUUUUCAGUACUUUUUUUUCUGUCCGACACUCAUCUACAGAGAUUCUUACCCAAGAACCAAGGAAAUUCGCUGGAAAGUGGCAUUUUUUCACUUCCUGGACGUCAUUGGUGUCAUCCUCUACCUCAGCUUUAUUUUUGAACGUGUUCUCCUGCCUAAUUUCAACCAAUUUGGCGAUAAUGAAAUUGAUCUGAGUACCUUGGUACUUUCCAUUUUUGGCUCAAUGAUGCCUGGUACAAUCAUCUUUAUCUUGGGCUUCUAUUGUCUCCUUCACGCGUGGCUCAAUGGAUUUGCGGAAGUUCUACGUUUUGGAGAUCGUAUGUUCUACCAAGAUUGGUGGAAUUCAACGUCGUUCUCUAUGUACUACAGGAAAUGGAAUGUUGUAGUACACGAUUGGCUCUACACGUAUAUCUACAAGGAUCUCUACGAGAACGUAUUUUGCGGAAAUAGAGUUGCUGCAACAAGUGCAGUUUUUGUCAUAUCUGCAAUUUUUCAUGAAAUUGUCCUCAUUUUCGCCUUUAGAUUCUUCUACCCAGUUCUUUUUAUCCUUUUCGCUGGAACUGGAACAUUCCUAAUGGCUCUGGGUCAGAGAUAUCCCAAAGCCUUUGGAAACAUACUCAUGUGGCUGUCACUAUUUAUUGGCAAUGGUAUCAACUUCAGCCUCUACACCAUGGAGAGCUAUGCGAGGCGAAAUUGUCAAUAUGAGGAUACUACUUGGAACUUCUUUGUUCCAAUUUCUUGGUCAUGCAAUGGGGUUAAACUCAAUCCAAAUUGGAGCAUUCAGAAUCCAUUUGCGUAGUUUACAUUUCUAAUAGGGAGUGCACCUUUAGAAAAAUCUAUCUCAGAGUAAAGGACUUCAAAUACAUAAUAGUCAACUCACCAAAUAGCCUUAAAUAUUUUUUGUACAAUUUUUUUGUCAUAUUAAAUAAAAAUUACUUUUAUUUCACCUAAUAAAA
Phlebotomus papatasi is the source of this 2186-nucleotide messenger RNA. RefSeq names its product sterol O-acyltransferase 1. Lineage: Eukaryota; Metazoa; Arthropoda; Insecta; Diptera; Psychodidae. The record is from RefSeq and is a predicted model, not a curated record. The transcript has 5 exons. The coding region runs from base 227 to 2029 and encodes 600 amino acids. Gene Ontology annotation, cellular component: endoplasmic reticulum membrane. Gene Ontology annotation, biological process: cholesterol metabolic process.